This is a messenger RNA of Mesorhabditis spiculigera, 717 nucleotides long. Lineage: Eukaryota; Metazoa; Nematoda; Chromadorea; Rhabditida; Rhabditidae. The record is from the annotation of a GenBank genome assembly.
AUGUCCAACGAGAAAAGGUGCCUACUGGCCCCAGACGAUAAGACCCUCCUCCACAUCUCGGAUUGGCAUGGAGUCACACUUGGAACGGCGUUCACUCCGGCGUCAUCGCAAGUUGAGGCAAUAAUCGACGGCCAGACGCGAUCGAGACUCGGACCGAACCCGCGAGCAGUGGUGCUAGAGGGACUCGUGACGGGGUUUGAGCAGAAGCGCUUCCAAGACUUAAACUGUGCCGUUGCAUGGCUCGUCGUUCCUCCGGAAGCGCCUUCGAGUACGGUGACAUCUAUCUCCUUUUCGAGCGGCGACGAAGAUACGGACGGCGACUGGAAAGAGCGAGCCCGAAGGUUGUGGGCAGAAUCGAAACAAGAAGGUCGAGACGAAGACGCGCAAGAAGCAUGCUUCGAAAAAUUGGUCGCGAUUGGACACGAGCAUGGGAAGUGGGAAGAGGAAUGGGCCGGACUCCAAGCACAGGGCAAUACCGAAAUGAUCGCGCUUUUCUCUGUGAGGCCCGGACCAACGUGCGCGAUGAACGAUCUGAUCCGGUUUUUCAAGGAUAAUUGUCCUGGCUACGUUGAAUCGGGGCCCUCGAAGAUGAUCCGCCGUGACGGGACGCUCGCCCACAUUUUCAUGAAGGCCACUUCAUAUGAAGCGUUGCUAGAAGCCGAAGCAGUCCUCUCAAAUGCCGAUAUCAAAGCUGAAAAGAAUUUUAUCUUUACUAUC